This is a messenger RNA of Penicillium olsonii, 2163 nucleotides long. The record is from the annotation of a GenBank genome assembly. Lineage: Eukaryota; Fungi; Ascomycota; Eurotiomycetes; Eurotiales; Aspergillaceae.
AUGAGUUCUCGCCAAUAUUCCGUCGUGCCAAACCGCCCCCAUUCGACGGGGGUGUCGGAGGAGUGCACAUUUGAUACUCUCGGGAAUAUUCGAAGGAUCAAAAGCCCCGCUCGCACCAGUGUAGGCCACGUCGGCAAACACCGCAGGGAUAGCUUCCGCACCCGAGAGCCACGCCGGUCGCCGACUUGUCAUGUGAAAACUACAGUGCCCCAGUUAAUUCCAGAGCGGAUGAAAGAUCUCAGGGAGCCAAAUGGCAGGCGAGGAAAGGAAGAAUCACGGGAUCUGACGACGCGCCCGGGGUUUCAAAGGUCCAUUUCAGGCCCGGUGGCUGGGCCCAGCAAUGCGGCUGUGCAAGGCCCGGGCGUGCAGAGCCUGGGACACACUCAGACGACACAUGGAAACCCUUCACGACAUGUCCACCAAACAGCCGGUGAACUAACAGGCGAUCGGAAUCUGAUUAUGGAAGAGCCAGAGGCUGAUCGGACAUCUAAAGAAAGCUUUCAGGAACCAGCGCCGGAGAUGUUUAGACAACCUGAAACCAAUCCGAUCACUGAAGAGCAAUUGAUCAAGGAAGUGCGUGGAAUCUACACGGGUCUAGUGAUGGUGGAAAAAAAGUGCAUUGAACUCGAUAAGCAACAAGGGGAUUCGAGGGCAGAGCUAUCAACGAAGCAAUGGCAGACUCUCGUCUCGGUACACAGCACGCUUCUCUACGAGCAUCACGACUUCUUUCUUGCGUCACAACACCCGGCAGCUGGCGCAGUCCUCAAAAACCUAGCCGAAAAAUAUGCUAUGCCCGCGCGCAUGUGGAAAUACGGAAUCCACUCGUUUUUGGAGCUGCUGCGCCAGAAGCUCCCUGGCUCGGUGGAGUAUAUGUUGGAUUUCAUCUACCUCUCAUACUCAAUGAUGACACUGCUACUGGAAAGCGUCACUGAUUUCAAAGAGACCUGGAUUGAAUGUCUGGGUGAUCUGGCACGCUAUCGAAUGGCUGUAGAAGGAUUUGACAAUAAGGACCGCGAGCUUUGGGCUGGCGUCUCCAGGUACUGGUAUAACCAAGACGCAAACCGCAGCCCGGAGAAUGGACGCAUCCAGCACCACUUGGCGGUCUUGUCCCGUCCAGAUAUUCUGCAACAGCUGUUUCACUACACGAAAGCACUUAUCAGUGUGCGCCCAUUUCCAAAUGCGCGAGAGAGCAUCAUCCAACUUCUAACUCCGCACAUGGAGACGCCAAUUGAGAGGUUAAAUCUGCCGACUUUGUUUGCAACUGCUCAUGGUGAACUUCUCAUGUCGAAAUCUGCCGAGAAAUUUGUCCUUCGUGCAUAUCAAUUCCUACAUGCACUAAGAAGGAACAUAGCUUUGCUAGGCCGGCAACGACAGGUUGCUGUCCAGAUUACAUCUUGCAAUAUCGCAGCGAUAUUCCAAUAUGGGAGCACAGAUGGAGUCAUGGAGACGGAAUUCAUUCAUUACGAAAACCCAGCUACAACAGAAGAAGCUAUGCUGGGAGUGCAGCCUGCCACAAAUGCAGCUCCGUUCAAUGCCUCAUAUAACGAUAUAUCAUCUCAACUGGUGUUCCGAGCAAGCUCACUCGCAUUCCACACCUUGAUAGUCAUGCUUGACCAAGUCGGGGACGAAAACAUGUAUCCGAGCGUGCAUAUUGCAAUGGCUUUUAUAUGGUGUCUCACUUUCAAGCCAGCUGCCAUAAAACGAAUCGAACCAUUGGUUCCGUGGACGAGAUUGGCAGCGUACCUGAACGGACUAUUCCAAUGCGAACAUGCGACGAAAGAUAUUGAAGCCGAAGAAUUCCCAAUACCUCCAGACCUAUUGGCCAAACAGUUGCCGGAAGACUUUUUGAUUAGAGGACAGGCUUGGAGCAAGCUGUAUUACCCAGAAGGAUUUUUCGAGGGUGCGCCCUCGGAGGACGACAGACCAACUGAAGAAGCCCCAUCUAUUAUAACUCCUAGAAGGAAUCGAUGUCUUUGGCUUGGAGUCAAAAUUGCAAAAUUCGCCCGUUGGAUAAAUUACGACCAGACACGAAGAUUCAGCGUUACUCAACUAGCAGCUGCGUAUGCACCAAUUGCAGAAAACCCCACCCAUCUUGACGGCUGUAUCUAUCCAUUCGCAUCAAAAGCUCAAGCUCAACAUGAACAGCAGAUGCAAGAGAUUUGA